This is a messenger RNA of Chinchilla lanigera (long-tailed chinchilla), 1550 nucleotides long. RefSeq names its product zinc finger protein 784 (gene Znf784). Gene Ontology annotation, biological process: regulation of transcription by RNA polymerase II. Gene Ontology annotation, cellular component: nucleus. The record is from RefSeq and is a predicted model, not a curated record. Lineage: Eukaryota; Metazoa; Chordata; Mammalia; Rodentia; Chinchillidae. Gene Ontology annotation, molecular function: DNA-binding transcription factor activity, RNA polymerase II-specific; RNA polymerase II cis-regulatory region sequence-specific DNA binding.
UUGGGCACAAGAUGGCCGCUACGCGCCGGGAGCUCCGGAGUCCGAGCUCCCCGACCCCGGAGUCGCGAUCCCCAGAGCUGCCGGACCUGGUCCUGGUGCCCGAUGACGGCCGCCCCGCCACGCCCCCGAGUGACCUCAUCGAGAUCCAGGUGGUGAAGGUCACAGACACCACGCUGGUUCCCGAGCCCCCGGAGCCAGGCUCUUUCCACUGCGCCUUGUGCCCGGCCGCCUUCCGGCUGGUGUCCGAGCUGCUGUUCCACGAGCACGGCCUGGUGCUGGCCGCGGCGGCGGCGGGCGCGGCCGUGGGCAAACCCUUUGCCUGCAGGUUCUGCGCCAAGCCGUUCCGCCGCUCCUCCGACAUGCGGGACCACGAGCGGGUGCACACGGGCGAGCGGCCCUAUCACUGCGGCGUGUGCGGCAAGGGCUUCACACAGUCCUCGGUGCUCAGCGGCCACGCGCGGAUCCACACGGGCGAGCGCCCCUUCCGCUGCGCGCUCUGCGACCGCACCUUCAACAACUCCUCCAACUUCCGCAAGCACCAGCGCACGCACUUCCACGGGCCGGGGCCGGGGCUGGGGUCCCCGGCCUUGGCGGCCGAGGGGGCAGGGGGCGUGUGCGGGGCGAGCCACCCGCGGGAGGAGGGGUACCGGGACGAGGCGAAGGCCGAGGUUGACCAGUAGGCCGGGACAGCGGGUCAAGGGCAUUAACUUGAUGUUGCGGGGCAGGGGUGUGGGGAAACGGAGGCAAUGACGAAGAGGAGAGCAGGAGCAGCGUCUCUGCGCAGCAGCACGCAAGGGCCAGGCUCUGGACGUCCAGAAGCCCACACUACGCCUAUGCGAGGCCCAGAUAAAGAGCAGCAGCCCUGUGGUGCACGGCUGCAUGCGAGGAGCACGGGGAAUUUCCUGCCUCUUUUGCAUCCCUGUUUGGUUGUCUGUGUGCGGGACACAGCGUGUCACAGCAGAGUAGGCACGACAGAGGGAGGGGACUGGGGCCACACUCCUGGCCCCGUCCUUCAUCUGCAGAGCCCUAGACUGUCUUGGGGGUCCCCGGUGGACCAGGAUGGAAUCUUUUGCCUACCUCACCGGAUUGCACUGGACCUGGGAAGACGACCCACCCCCAGGCAGAACAUGCCCAGCGGGUGAUGUGUAAAGACUCUAGGAUCCCGUCACUCAGAGCCAUGGGUCCCUAAGUCACAGCUGGAAGCCCUGGAGGAUGUAAGCCUGACCUUAGGAUCCCUGCUUCCCCAGCCCCCAGGGUGGUCCCUCUUUAACCCAUCCGGAACCCUGGUCAGAUACAACUAAGAGCACGCCCAGCAAGCAACCACCUACCACCCUUCCCUAAGCUGUGGCGCAGCCAGUGCUCCCCACAGCUACAAAGUAGCCUCAGGUUUCUCUAAUUUCCUCCACUUGGAAUUGGACAGCUACUGCCCGAUCCCAGGCAAUCCGGAAGAAGGGCGGGUCAGUGCAGGGGCGGGGACAGGCGCAGGCCUGGGGAGCUGUAGACGCGGAAGCUGCAGUCUUCUGUUCCUAUUAAAGGACUGUGUGAAGGGC